Messenger RNA from Cuscuta epithymum, 1954 nucleotides. The record is from the annotation of a GenBank genome assembly. NCBI's taxonomy places the organism in Eukaryota, Viridiplantae, Streptophyta, Magnoliopsida, Solanales, Convolvulaceae.
CGGCCCCUUAGUUGGACCAACUUUCAAUAAAAGGAUCAGGACUUUCUCGCACUUCGCCUGCGGAUUUACCAGAGCCAGAUUUUGCCAAACCAGUCGUGAGUUCAGAAGUUCCUCCGGCAAGUGACGACGGCGCCAUGAAGCUCAGACUCAGAUCUUCCGUCACCAAAGAAACCAUACGGAUCGACGUCCCUCCUUCUUCCACCCUGCUGGAACUCAAACACCGACUUUCUCAGGCACUCCCCGCAUCAUCAGCCGUUUCCUCGUCGUCUUCUGCAGAUUACAUUCGCCUGUCGCUCAACAAUAAAGACGAGCUUCAAAGUUCUUCACCCGAUGACACUCUCCCGAUGCUAGGUAUUGCUUCGGGUGACCUAAUCUUCUUCACCACAACUCCCAAUCCUCAAGGAUCAUCAAAAUCCCCAACUUCCUCCGUCCCAGGUUCUAAUUUCCCGGUCGAUUCUCCUGAGAAACCAGAUUCCGUCAAGCAGAACGAGAUAGAAUCAAAUUCGAGUUCUGAUUUGCAGGUAGAAUCGUCCAUCGAGAACGAGAAAGCCCUAGAGUCCCUUCACCCUGGAAAACGAGAAGAGGGAGAAUUCAUGGAAGUGGAAUGGGAAGAAAAAGACUCGAGUUCAAUUGAAGUUGCGGCUGGGAAAUCGUUUUCAAUUCCUGGAUUCUUGAAAAAAGUUUUCACGGAAGAGUUGAGAAACGACGACGAUGGUAGUAAAGAUCACAAACUUUUAAUGGUUGCUGUUCAUGCUGUUCUUCUUGAGUCUGGUUUUAUUCGUUUUGACCCAAUUCUACAUAAAAAGAUUAUUGGACUUCAAUCACCAAACCAAAGAGGUACUGAUCUCUGUUACACGCUGCUUGACAUUGUUGAUGACCAGAAAAGUAAUAGUUAUACCAUUCCCAAUAUGAAGCUCAACCUUCAGACCUUAGGGAAGCUUGUGAUCAUUUAUGGCUCACUAUCAUCUGGCAGAUCCUCUAUACAUCAUGUGGAGCUGAACGAAGGAGACCUGGUCCCACUCUUGAAUGUUGCAUGGUCUCACUGUGGGCUAUCUGAGGAAAUAAUUCCUCCAGGUAAAGAUGGCCUUUUAUGGACAUCACCAGAGAAAGGGAUUUUCCAGUUCUGGAGGACUGUUAAAGACAGGCUUGCAUUGCCAUUGUUGAUUGAUAUGUGUGAGGUGGCUGGUUUAGGACUUCCUCCAUGCUUUAUGAGACUCCCCACUGAACUUAAGUUGAGCAUCUUGGAGUUGCUGCCUGGCGUUGAUUUGGGUAAGAUGAGUUGUGUCUCCUCAGAGUUAAACUACUUGAUUUCAAAUGAAGAACUAUGGGAAAAGAAGUUUGUGAGUGAAUUUGGUACUUGGGAUUUUUCUCUUAAAAUUCAAGAUUGGAAGCGUAAGUUUAAGCUGGCUUUGGGACUCCAAAAGUCCAAGAGAGUGAGUACUGAAUGGCUCAGAAAUAGAAGAAGAUCUUCCGGAUAUACAGGUCCAUUUAUUCCUCCACGGCAGCCGAUAGAUAUUGGAGGUUAUAAUCCGUUGCUUCCACCACCAUUUGGGAAUAUCCAUUAUGUUGAUAACAAUAUUCUCCCUCCUAGUCGUCGGGGUAGCCAUGUGCCUCGUUGUGAUCCUAGAUAGCAUUUGGAACUCAUGAUUUUCUGCUUAGUCAAAAGAAUCUUUUCUUGUUCAAGUUGGAGUUGAUAUGUUGUUACUAGAAUAUAUGAUGGCACAUCAAUACUUGCUCUCUUUGGUAUUAUCAUACGGGCUCAUAUGUUGCUAUUAUUUUGAUGCAUUGUACUAUGGAAGUUUUGUAUAAAAAUCCUUGUUUUCAUAUCAAUAUUUGGUUUUUGGACACAAUGUAAGUAGCUACAUAUUUGUGCAUUGAUGCCUUCUUCUUGGAUAAGGCAUAAUGAGAUGUACUUGCUGAACAAUAUCUAUAUAUUAUUAAGUCAAUUAAGUCA